AUGGCGCUGACAUCAUGGAAAGCAUUCAACUUCAUCGACGUGUCGCCGGUGAAGCUACCAGAGGACAGCUCCUCAAUCUUCGAUAAUGACCUUUCGAGUAUCUGCACUGGCUCCGCGAACCUCUUCGUCGGUACUACCGAUGGCUUCGUCCACAUCGUCUCCUCGGCCUUCCGCAUCGUGCGAUCGUUCAAGGCUCACGAUACCGGCUCCAUUACACACAUGCGACAGAUAAACGAUACCGCUCUACUAGUCACUCUCGCAGAGGAUCUAUCCAACGAGCCGGUUCUGAAAGUCUGGGCUCUAGACACGGAGAAGAAAGAUGGAGGCCCGCGGUGUCUGUCAACGGUCUCCGUUCAAAAUGCCAGGAGACAGUUCCCGAUAUCGGCUUUCGCAGCCGUCGAUGACCUCUCACAGGUAGCAGUGGGUUUCGCGAACGGAUCCGUGACGAUCAUCCGAGGCGACCUAAUCCACGACCGAGGCGCGCGACAACGGAUCGUAUUCGAAUCCGAGGAACCGAUUACCGGCCUCGAAACGCAAACAGGCGCCGUUACAACCCUCUACAUUUCAACAACGAGCCGUAUCUUGACAUUGGUCAUCGCCGGGCGAGGGCAGGGCCAGCCUGCGCGCGUUUUGGAAGAUACGGGCUGCGGCUUAGGCUGCAUGACUCUGGAUAGAGAGGGCGGGGAUAUUCUCAUUGCUCGGGAAGAGGCGAUCUUUACAUACGGGCCGCGGGGUCGUGGUGCGAGCUAUGCGUUCGAGGGCCCGAAGACGUCUAUUGAUGCCUUCCGUGACUAUGUGGCUCUCGUCUGUCCGCCCAAGGCUGGAACUGGCAAGUCGGAUCCGCUAAGGAAAUACACUGCUAGUCCGGCUGAGGAUAUUUUUGGCACGACCACGUUCACUCUUCUCGAUACUGAUCUCAAGUUCAUCGCGCAUAGCGAAGCACUCGUGUCACCUAUGAAACGUAUUUUCAUGGAGUGGGGUGACUUGUUUCUUCUUACGACAGAGGGCAAGAUCUUCCGUUAUCGGGAAAAGACACUUCAGCAAAAGCUCGAAAUCUUAUACGAGCGCAAUCUUUACAUCCUUGCUAUUAAUCUUGCGCAAAAGAUUGGGAUUGAUCCGUUACAACAGAAUGCCAUCUACCGCAAGUAUGGUGACUUUUUGUACCAGAGAGGCGACUAUGAUACCGCUAUGCAGCAGUAUCUCCGGGCCAUUGAUAAUACCGAACCUUCUCAGGUCAUUCGCAAGUACCUGGACACCCAACGUAUUCACAACUUGAUUGAGUACCUUGAAGAGCUACAUGACCAUGGCCGUGCCACGGUUGAUCAUACAACACUUCUUUUGAACUGCUACGCAAAGCUCAAGGAUACAAGCAAGCUGGACUCGUUUAUCAAAGCUCCUGGUGAGCUGAAAUUUGACCUUGAAACUGCCAUUGCAAUGUGCCGUCAAGGCGGAUACUAUGAGCAAGCAGCCUACCUUGCAACAAAGCAUGGUGAGAAUGACAUGGUCGUUGAUAUCCUAAUCGAAGACUCCAAGAAGUACGCCGAGGCAGUGGAAUACAUUUGGCGGUUGGAUCCCGAAGUGGCCUAUCACAAUUUGAUGAAGUACGCUCGAGUGUUGCUGACACAUUGCCCUGAGCGGACAGCAGAGCUGUUCAAGGUUUACUAUUCUGGCCAGUACCGGCCACGCACGGAGGUAGAACAGCCAUCAGAGCCCCAAGAACAGCCUACUAGCACAGUGCAAAGUCUUGCUGCGCUUCUUCCUUUGCGGUAUAUGCAUGUUGGUUCCCGCACACAGCCUCCGGCUGAAACCCCUGAGACGGCGACAGAUGAGGACAAGGUUGAAGAGACUCUGCCAGAUUAUGACAUUCCCAAGCCGCGAACAGCCUUCUCUGCAUUUGUGGAUCACCCCGAAGAGUUCAUCGAUUUCCUCGAGACUUUGGUGCAGCAGCCGGACUUGAAGCAGGACGCCAAAAUCCCGAUCUCCACAUCCAACGUGCUUCUCCUCUCGGACCUGUCCAAUUUCAGGGAAGGAUCCACUCUCGUCCGCGAGCAAGAAGGUCUCCGCCUGGACAUUUUCCGUUCCUUCACAUCAGCAAAGGAUACACAGGGUGCCAUCAAAGCUCUACGUCGGUACGGUCCCGACGAGCCUCAACUCUACGUAGACGCAUUGACAUACUUCGCCUCGAGCCCGAAAAUCCUCGAAGAAGCAGGCGACGAGCUAGACGCAGUCCUGCAGCGCAUCAACCAAGACGGCCUCCUUUCUCCAUUGCAGGUGAUCCAAGCGCUCAGCAACAACGCGGUAGUAACAAUGGGCCGCGUGAAGAAGUAUCUUAGUGACAACAUCGACCGCGAACGCAAAGAAAUCACCACCAACCGCCGCCUCAUCACAAGCUACAAAUCCGAAACCGAAACCAAACAACAAGAACUAGAUCACCUAACCACCCAACCAGUAGUCUUCCAAUCCCGCCGCUGCCAAUCCUGCGGCGGAACCCUCGAUCUCCCGAACAGUCCACUUUCUCUGCAAACAUUCCUUCCAUGA
This is a messenger RNA of Penicillium mononematosum, 2538 nucleotides long. RefSeq names its product tethering complex subunit PEP5. Gene Ontology annotation, cellular component: endosome; HOPS complex. Bases 1 to 2538 code for a protein of 845 amino acids. Gene Ontology annotation, molecular function: protein binding; protein-macromolecule adaptor activity. The transcript has 9 exons. NCBI's taxonomy places the organism in Eukaryota, Fungi, Ascomycota, Eurotiomycetes, Eurotiales, Aspergillaceae. Gene Ontology annotation, biological process: vacuole organization; endosome organization; vesicle-mediated transport. The record is from RefSeq and is a predicted model, not a curated record.